UUGUAUAUAUUUUUUCAUUCUUUGAAUUAGUUAUUCAUUUAAAUCUUUUGAUUAUUCGUAUCUUUCUUUUAUUGUUUUUUUCAAAUAGAGCCGGCUCCCAACGUUUACCUACAAGAGCCGACUCGUUUGCGAACGACCCGUCACUAUUCACAUCUGUGGGUAGACGCAUCUAGAAGUGCUUGCUUCAACCGUGAUUGAACGGAACUCCUCUGCCUUCGUCCCGCACUAUAGAACAUUCUGGAUUCAUAACUUAACACGUACCCGAACUGUAAUAGUAAAAUGGUCUAAGAAACUCUAUUUUUUGUUCCGUUCAGUUUGAUAUAAAAAUAAAAAAAUCUGCCAAGAUGCAGUCUCAGAUCUGCCAGAACUACCACAGCGGCUGAGAAACUGCCAUCGACCUGAUGAUCAACAUGUUGAUGUUUUCCUCUUAUACAUACACUUCAAUGGUAAGGAGACUGCAAUUGGCUACCAAGGGGACAAUUUUCUUGCUCUACACAGUGUGUAUGAUUAUGCCAGAUCGUGAUGAGUGGGGCAAUGUGCUGGAGGCCAUGCAGUGUGCUCUGCAGCUGGAGAAGAAUGUGAACCAGGCCCUGCUGGACCUGCACAAGAUUGCCUCUGACAAGGUUGACCCCCAUCUGUGUGACUUCCUGGAGACCCAUUACCUGAACGAGCAGGUGGAGGCCAUUAAGAAGCUGGGUGACCACAUCACCAACCUCACCAAGAUGGAUGCUGUCAAAAACAAGAUGGCAGAGUACCUGUUUGACAAGCACACCCUGGGAGAACAGAGCUAAACCACGUCCAUCCCCAGGCUACGGCCUCCAGCCUCUGACCAGGACUCCUGGCUACUCUGCUCUAUCCUGCUGCCUUUGCAUCUUUAAGGAGGGCGAGUGUUGAACUGGUACAGAGCAAUACAUCUGUUUCAGUUUGACAACACUGUACUAGAUUUGGGAGGGAAUGCACCUUGUGAAACAAUUAAGUAAAAAGAUCAUAAAAGUU
Messenger RNA from Salvelinus namaycush (lake trout), 996 nucleotides. Its product is annotated as ferritin, middle subunit-like. Gene Ontology annotation, biological process: iron ion transport; intracellular iron ion homeostasis. The transcript has 2 exons. Gene Ontology annotation, molecular function: ferrous iron binding; ferric iron binding. Bases 402 to 791 code for a protein of 129 amino acids. Lineage: Eukaryota; Metazoa; Chordata; Actinopteri; Salmoniformes; Salmonidae. Gene Ontology annotation, cellular component: cytoplasm. The record is from RefSeq and is a predicted model, not a curated record.